UGAUAAUGUGGGUAUUAUUAGAUGUAGCUAAUGUUUUUAUGUAACAAGUUUUAAAAUGUGAAAAACUAAAUAUUAAAAUCUAUAAAUAAAAAAUGACGGGAAUAUUACUCCACAGUUUUAUAAAAACAAAUAUAUGACCACAAUUGAAUCCAGACAAAAAAGAGAGCUAAUUAAAUUGAAAGGCCAAAAUUACCCCAGUCUUGUCCACCCCUGUCCACCUCUAUCCCAUAUCCCCGAAUCUUUUCCCCGCCCAGUCUCUGUGCGCUAGAUCCCAGACUCCAGGCCAACCUCAACCCCAAUGUUCGAGCUCUGCCUCCGCCAUAUCGCCGCCGCCGCCGACUUCGACUGGUUCUCCACUCUUCUCUUUCUUCUUUCUCCUCUUCUCGGUCUCUUGGUGUUGAUGGACGAGGUCAGAAAUCAUCGGUUCUGAAGAUAACAAGGCGAGGCGAGCGACGGAGUUGAGUACGUCGGUCAGAGGCGAGAUCGAGACUAGGUUUCCAGUGGUGCGCUUAAGUCCUAGGGUUGGAAGCUGUGGGUUGAGGGUUGGGGUCUGGGGUCUAAGUGUGAGGCUAGGUGAUGGCUGCUGGGUUCUGAGGGUGAAGCUGGGGGGUUGGGGUUGGCUGGGCGAGUGGAGUCUGCUAGGAGUGGCUUGGGUGGGCUAGUAGGACAGGGGGUGGACUAGAAUGGAAAGUUUUUUAGUAAGAGGCUGAUAGGGAGGUAUUAUGUAUUUAUUGAUUUAGAUAUUCUUUCGAACACUUUGUUUUGUUCACACAGUUUCAAUGCCUCUUAAUAAGAAGCAUUGCUAAUUGAGUGCUAUUAUAUACUAAUAGAUUCAUCAUACUUAUAUGAAUUUUGAUACUUUGUUUUAGUUGAGGGCCACAGGCAAAGAAAUAAAUCCUGUGAAGAUGUAUGGUACUUAUCACCCAGACAAAAGGAAGAAUGGAGAGCUUAUUACUUGUGCUUCACACGAUGUGAUAAAGGAGGCUUUGAGUAAAUUGUACGAUGUUUGUCAAGAUGAUAGCCCACAACAAUCUGAACCUUCAAGUCAAGAGGAAAGCUCUACAACACCUAAUAUCUCUUCAGCUAAGUUAUCUUCAAGAUACUUGGAAAUCGUUGGGUGCAACAAGAAAAGAGUUCUUGGAACGGGCAGUUAUUCAAAGGCUUUCCUUCAUCGAGUAAGUGUUUGUAAUGCAGAACACUCGUCUUCAUCAAGAGCUCGUCGCUUGCAUGAUUUUUGUGUUUUUUGGGAUGCACGCAUGAGGGAGUUCUUAAUUUCAGAAGGUGAUCAACUCCCCCCUGAAAUGCCAAUUGUGGAUGACAUUAUUCAAGACAAGGAACCCGACUCACAGCCCAAGAACUUUGAACAAACGUGGCUGCCAUUUUUGAAAUCAAUGGGGAUCGAUGCACCAAGUUUCUUUGCCACAUCAGAAUCCUCUAAAGACUCCAUGGACUCUCUUGAUGAAUAACUCUCUCAUUAGAUUUGUGUUAAGUUUGAUAUUAAUGUGUUUUUUUAAUGUUGCAUUUCACUAUGGAUUGAUGAAUGAUGAAUGAUGAAUGUUUAUUUAUUAGCAAGCUUUUGAUCAAUACAUAAAAUAUUAUGUGUUGAAAGUCUAUUA
Cuscuta epithymum is the source of this 1616-nucleotide messenger RNA. NCBI's taxonomy places the organism in Eukaryota, Viridiplantae, Streptophyta, Magnoliopsida, Solanales, Convolvulaceae. The record is from the annotation of a GenBank genome assembly.